CCAGGUUUUUCCGUCGCGGUCCAGAACCUCCCACUUGUACGGCAGGAGCCAGUGGACGUGAGCGCAUUUAUCUGAGGGAGGACGGGACACAAAGGCACGCUCUUAGGCAGCGGUAUCAAAACAGCAGCAGCUCCACGCAGGCGUUCAAACGCAGCCCUCCUGGCAGAGAAUGACAUGUUUGAACACUUCAUCGCUCGCCUGGAUCCUCGGGUGCUGGGGGGCCACGCUGUGGGUCAAGGCCUGGGAGCAGCAGUCUCUGUGGAAGCUGUGGGACAUGGACACAGGAGGAGGUCUCGUCACUACAUAUCGGAUCCAGUCCACGAGCUGACCUUGGAACAAAAACUUUACGUGGCACAGAGAGAAAUAACAGCGACACAACUAGAGCAGGAGAAGCUCCGACGGACGUAUGAGAAAAUCCAAGAUAACUACAAGGCUUCUCUGAAAGAGGCAGAAAUACGUCUCUCAGAGAUCAACAAAGCCAAAACUGAGUUUGAACGCAGACUACGACCUAUGAAGGACAACAGAUUAGAAAUGAAGAAGCCAGAGAAAAUUCUCCAGUACAUUGAAGACAAGUCAAAGUUCUCACUGCUGGAGAAAUAUAAUCUGAAGACCCAGAUGCUGAAGGUCCAGGAGAAGAAGCUCCAGCAGCAGCUUCAGCAAAAAAAGGAGAUGACAAAGGCUGAAUAUGAAGUAAACAAUGAAAGUGAAACCUUCCAUGAUUAUGAUGAGCAAAGAAUUGACAAAAAUCUGCAUGAACUUCAAGUCAACAGUUUGAAAGUGCAACAAAAUCUCAGUUCACACAAGGAGAAACUGCAACGUGUGACACAGGAGUCUACAGAGCUUAGUAAUGACAUCACCAAUAGGAAGCUAUUGUUGGCAAAAAUCGAGGAGGACCUAGAGCACGUGGAGGAGGAGCGUUUGAAGGCAGAGGCCCUUAACCAACACCUGCAUCGCCAGAUGGCAGCUUAUCAGGCUCCUGAUAUCACCGACUACAUUCACGUCAAGGACAAACGCAAAAAGCUGCGACAGAGCAUUCAUAUUUGGGAGAGGAAGGUUGCCAUUGCUGAGAUGGCCCUGAAGAGCCACACAAAAGCCUGGAACACACAGAGCCACGCUUUUACUCCUGCAAACACUGCUGCAGCUGAAGCGAGGGCUGCAGCUCACCACAUGCGACUUAGGCUCCCAAACAUACGGUAGAACAUACAGAAUAAAUGGAUUGGGAAAUGGAAUGGAUUCAUCCGAGCAUUGCAAACAGCCUGAAUACUAAUAACAACAACAAGAGUUCUGUGAAGUCUUACAAUUUCAUGAGAGUUACUUUAUAAAGCUCAGGAAACAAGAAACCAGACCACUGUCAGCUUCAGCUGUUCAUGCUUAUCAUUUAUGCCAUGAACAAUUAUGGGAAAUUAUUCUGUCCUUUUUUUGAUUCUUGAUUUGUUAUUUGUAUCUGUAGUGAAUAAAAGUUAUCAAAAGUUUUGACUUUCA
Messenger RNA from Betta splendens (Siamese fighting fish), 1482 nucleotides. RefSeq names its product coiled-coil domain containing 113 (gene cfap263). The transcript is spliced from 9 exons. The coding region runs from base 175 to 1197 and encodes 340 amino acids. Gene Ontology annotation, cellular component: ciliary basal body; axoneme. The record is from RefSeq and is a predicted model, not a curated record. Gene Ontology annotation, biological process: cilium assembly. Lineage: Eukaryota; Metazoa; Chordata; Actinopteri; Anabantiformes; Osphronemidae.